Molecule: messenger RNA, 600 nt
Organism: Dama dama (fallow deer)
Lineage: Eukaryota; Metazoa; Chordata; Mammalia; Artiodactyla; Cervidae
Gene: FGF22
Product: fibroblast growth factor 22
Exons: 3
Coding region: 1-600 (199 amino acids)
Biological process (GO): cell differentiation; positive regulation of cell population proliferation; fibroblast growth factor receptor signaling pathway
Cellular component (GO): cytoplasm
Molecular function (GO): fibroblast growth factor receptor binding; growth factor activity
Source: RefSeq, a predicted model, not a curated record
AUGUGCGGCCGCCUAUGGCUGGGCCUGGCGUGGCUAUUGCUGGCACGGGCGCCCGGCGCCGCGGGGACACCAAACACUCCGCGGAGACCGCGCAGCUACCCGCACCUGGAGGGCGACGUGCGUUGGCGGCGUCUCUUCUCUUCAACCCACUUCUUCCUGCUCGUGGACUCCAGCGGCCGCGUGCAAGGCACCCGCUGGCGCGACAACCCUGACAGCGUCCUGGAGAUCCGAUCCAUCCGCGUGGGCGUCGUGGCGCUCAAGGCGGUGCACAGUGGCUUCUAUGUGGCCAUGAACCGCCUUGGCAGACUCUAUGGGUCGGUUCCGGGAGCGUAUCGAGGAGAACGGCUACAACACCUAUGCGUCAGUCCGCUGGCGCCACCAAGGCCGGCCCAUGUUCCUGGCUCUGGACGGUCGGGGCGCCCCGAGGCUCGGGGGCCGCACACAGCGACACCACCCGUCCACGCUCUUCCUGCCCGUCCUGGUCUCCUGAGUCCCAGGGUCAGUGACGCCUGGUCCGAGAUUCCAGGAGACGUGAGGUUGGGGAAGGCGGGGUUUGGGGAGAGCCCGUGUCCAGUUACUCACUGGUUUCACCUGCAUUGA